Loxodonta africana (African savanna elephant) is the source of this 9339-nucleotide messenger RNA. RefSeq names its product nucleoporin 37 (gene NUP37). The record is from RefSeq and is a predicted model, not a curated record. The coding region runs from base 483 to 1463 and encodes 326 amino acids. The transcript is spliced from 10 exons. Gene Ontology annotation, cellular component: nuclear pore outer ring. Gene Ontology annotation, molecular function: protein binding. NCBI's taxonomy places the organism in Eukaryota, Metazoa, Chordata, Mammalia, Proboscidea, Elephantidae.
GCGCGUGGCGUAUAAGGGACGGUGCGGCUUUGCUGCCGGCAGCCCAUCGCCCCCGCUCUGUCCCCUAGACUUCCUCCUCUCUCCCGGCUGUUCCCACUCUUUUUCCCUCCGACCGCAGGUCUGGGGAAGCUGGAGCAGGUUCUCAUGGGACGCGCCUGUCCCGGGGAGAGACGUCGGGGCUAGUUGCAGGGACUUCCCUUGCUCCCCACCCUCUUUCUCUACCCUUCCAGUUUUAGUCUGGGCCGCUGUGUACAGUGAGUCCCUAAGAAGUGUAGUAAGAUGGGGUACUGUUUAAUGAGCCGUAGGUUCGAAGCCGGGACGGAGUUUUCCUCGAAUCUUCAGGGUUUCCCACACCGUUCUGCCGGGCAUCUCAACUGCUGGUUACUCUUAACAAGUGUCCAGUUCCGGAUGCCCACCUUUGGUGACCUUGCCCAGUAGAAGGCUAUUUUAUUUCUACAACCUCUCAAGUUUUGACAUACAAGAUGAAGCAAGAUGCUACAAGAAAUGCUGCCUACACUGUGAAUUGUGAAGAUUAUGUGCAUGUGGUAGAAUUUAAUCCUUUUGAGAGUGGCAAUUCAGGAAACCUAGUUGCAUAUGGUGGCAAUAAUUAUGUGGUCAUUGGCACUUGUACUUUUCAGGAGGAAGAAGCAGACGUUGAAGGAAUUCAGUAUAAAACACUACAAAAAUUUCACCAUGGAGUCAGGGUAGAUGGCAUAGCUUGGAGCCCAGAAACUAGACUUGAUACAUUGCCUCCAGUAAUCAAAUUUUGUACUUCAGCUGCUGACAUGAGAAUCAGAUUAUUUACUUCAGAUCUUCAGGAUAAAAAUGACUACAAAGUUUUAGAGGGCCAUUCAGAUUUUAUUAAUGGUUUGGUGUUCGAUCCCAAAGAAGGCCAAGAAAUUGCAACUGUGAGUGACGAUCAUACCUGCAGGAUUUGGGACUUGGAAGGAGUUCAGACAGCUCAUUUUGCUCUUCAUUCCCCUGGAAUGAGUGUGUGCUGGCAUCCUGAAGAAACUUACAAGCUGAUGGUUGCAGAGAAGAAUGGAACAAUCCGAUUCUAUGACCUUAUUGCCCAACAGGCUAUUUUGUCUCUUGAAUCAGAACAGAUGCCACUAAUGUCAGCACACUGGUGCUUAAAAAACACCUUCAAAGUUGGAGCUGUUGCAGGGAAUGAUUGGUUAAUUUGGGACAUCACCCAGUCCAGUUAUCCUCAAGAGAAGAGACCUGUCCACUUAGAUCGAGCCUUCUUAUUCAGGUGGUCCACAAUUAAUGAAAACUUGUUUGCAACAACUGGCUACCCUGGCAAAAUGACAAGCCAGUUUCAAAUUCAUCAUUUAGGACACCCUCAGCCCAUCCUCAUUGGUUCUGUACCUGUUGGAUCUGGUCUCUCCUGGCAUAGAACUCUCCCACUGUGUGCAAUUGGAGGAGACCACAAGCUGCUGUUUUGGGUGACUGAGAUGUAAAAUAAAUUUUCUCUGUACUUUAGGCCCAUAAAGUUUGUAUUUUUAGUACAGAUUUUAGAGAAUUCCUUAUUUUUAUAUUAAGUACACAAUAAGAUUUAGAAAAGUCUCAUUUGUUGCUUUUGUUAAAUAAAAUCUUCAUGGCUCGAAAAAUUUUUUUCCUACUCUGUCGUCUCUGCUUUUUUCCACCUUUUAAGACUGUGUAAUUGACUCAGCGAACCAGCCCCAAAGAAGAGAGGCCUAAGGAAAAAUAAUACUUUUGAUUUAUCACAGGAUUCUUGAAAGUGUAUAUAUUUUGGUGAAUAUUUGCUAUUUUCCAAAUUCUCAGGGACACAAACAUUUACAUGAAGAUGAAAAGGUCUCUCCUUUCAGUGUUACCCUGGCAAUGGUUGAAUGUACGUGUGUGUAUACAUUUUCUUUAAUAAUCUAUAUUUAUAUUGAUAUAACUUCCUCAAUAAUUAUAAAGGAAUAUUAUUCAAUUUAAUAUUUCCAAAAAAAAUACGGUUUGCAAUUGCAGAAAAAUAUAAUUGAUUAUGUUAGUCACUACUGUUUACCAUAAGCAUAUUACUUUCUGACUGGAUUCCUCAACAUUCUCAGAAUAUCUGGUAUAUGGAAUUAAGCUUACCUCGGAAAAUGAGUUACAGUUUAAUGCCUUUAACAACUUCUUUUAUGAAUCUUCACCACUCUUAUGGAAAAACUUAAAUGUUUUUUUUUAAUUGGCUUUUUGUUUUGUUGAGAAUAUACAUAGCAGAACAUACACCAAUUCAACAGUUUCUACAUGUACAUUUCAGUGACAUUGAUUACAUUCUUCAUGUUGUGCAGCCAUUCUCACCAUCUUUUUCUGAGUUGUCCCUCCUCCAUUAACAUAAACUCACUGCCCCCUAAGUUUCCUAUCUAGUCUUUCGAGUUGCUGCUAUAAAUUUGAUACCAUAUAGAUGUUGCUGUAGGUAGGUGUCGUUGAGUCAGUUCCAACUCAUAGCAACCCUAUGUACAACAGAAAAAAACACUACCCGGUCCCGCACCAUCCUCAUAAUCAUUGUUAUGCUGGAGCCCAUUGUUGCAGCCAGUGUCAGUCUACCAUGUUGAGGGUCUUCCUCUUUUUUGCUGACCCUCUACUUUACCCAGCAUGAUGUCCUUCUCCCGGGACUGGUCUUUCCUAAUAAGGUAUCCAAAAUAUGUGAGACAAAGUCUCGCCAUCCUCACUUCUAAGAAACAUUCUGACUGUACUUCUUCCAAGGCAGAUUUGUUUAUUCUUCUGGCAGUCCAUAGUAUAUUCAAUAGUCUUCACCAGCACCAUAGUUCAAAGGUGUCUAUUCUUCUUUGGUUUUCCUUGUUCAUUGUCCAGCUUUACCAUGCAUAUGAGACAAUUGAAAACAACAUGGCUUGGGUCAGGCGCACCUUGAUCCUCAAAGUGACGUCUUUGCUUUUUAACACAUUAAAGAGAUCUUUUGCAGCAGAUUUGCCCAAUGCAAUACAUCAUUUGAUUUCUUGACUGCUGCUUCCAUGGGUGUUGAUUGUAGAUCCAAGUAAAAUGAAAUCUUUGACAACUUCAGUCUUUUGUCCAUUUAUCAUGAUAUUGCUUAUUGGUCCAGUUGUGAGGAUUUUUGUCUUCUUUAUGUUGAGGUGCAAUCCAUACUGAAGGCUGUGGUCUUUGACCUUCACCAAUAAGUGCUUCAAGACCUCUUCACCUUCAGCAAGCAAGGUUGUGUCAUCUGCGUAUCGCAGGUUGUUAAUGAGUCUUCCUCCAAUCUUGAUGCUCCAUUCUUUUUUAUAUAGUCCAGCUUCUUGGAUUAUUUGCUCAGCAUACAGAUUGAAUAGGUGUGGUGAGAGUAUGCAACCCUGAAGCACACCUUUCCUGGACAUUAAUCCACACAGUAUUCCUUGUCCUGUUCAAACAACUGCCUAUUGGUCUAAGAACAGGUUCCUCAUGAGAAUAAUUAAGUGUUCUGGAAUUGCCAUUCUUGGAAAUGUUAGCCAUAAUUUGUUAUGAUCCACACAGUAAAAUGCCUUUGCAUAGUCAAUAAAAAACAGGUAACUAUCUUUCUAUCUUUCUGGUAUCCUCUGCUUUCAGCCAGGAUCCAUCUGACAUCAACAAUGAUAUUCCUUGUUACACAUCCUCUUCUGAAUCUGGCUUGAAUUUCUGGCGGUUGCCUUUCAGUGUACUGCUGUAACCACUUUUGAAUGAUCUUCAGCAAAAUUUUACUUGUGUGUGAUAUUAAUGAUAUUGUUCGAUAAUUUCUGCAUUCUUUUGAAUCACUUUUCUUUGGAAUGGGUACAAAUAUGGAUCUCUUCCAGUUGGUUGUCCAGGUAGCUCUAUUCCAGAUUUCUUGGCAUAGACAAGUGAGCGCCUCUAGCGCUGCAUCCAUUUGUUCAAACACUCAAUUGGUAUUCCGUCAAUUCCUGUGGAGUCUUGUUUUUCAGAAAUGCCUUCAGUGCAGGUUGGACCUUUUCCUUCAGUACCAUCAGCUCCUAAUUAUAUGCUACCUCCUGAAAUGGCUGGAUGUUGGCCAAUUCUUUUUGGUACAGUGACUCUGUGUAUUCCUUCCGUCUUCUUUUGAUGCUUCCUGGGUAGUUCAGUGUUUUCCCCAUAGAAUCCUUCCAUAUUGCAACUUGAGCCUUGAAUUUUUCAUUCAGUUCCUUCAGCUUGAGGAAUGCCAAGCAUGUUCUUCCCUCUAGGCUUUUUAUCUACUUUACUUUGUCUUCUCUAGCUGCCCUUUGAAAUCUUCUGUUCAGCUCUUUUACUUCAUUGUUUCUUCCGUUCACUGUAGCUACUCUCUGUUCAAGAGCAACUUUCAGAGUUCCCAUAUGGAUAGAUCUUAAAAGAGCACAGUGCUCAAGGCAGUCAUUCUUUAUUAGUUAAGCUAAACUAUUGGUUUUAAGAAGACUUCAAGGGAUAUUUUUGGGAAACUUAACUGUUUUGCAGUAGCAUCUAGGACUAUAUUCACCCUCUCAAAGAUAAUUGAAAUCCACUUUACGUAAGACAGACAUACUAUAUUUCUGUGAUGCGUUAUAAUGUAGUCAGAAUAGUAUGAGAUUAUAGUUCUGCUUGUCAGUCGAGUAUAGAGUUAUAUCACUUCCUACAAGCUGUGCGUUCUUGCAAUUUAAUGCCCACUCUGAGUCUCCAUUUCCUCUUGUAAGAUAGAGAUAGGAAUCGUUGUCUCCUUGAGUUGCUGUGAGAAGUAAAUAAAGGUGAAUGAAAACAAUGAGCAUGUGUCCACCUUACAGGUCAGGGCUUUGUAGAUAUUAUUGAUGUUUCUCAGAGAUGUAUAGUUAUUUUGGAGGAUUCGAAGAUUUGGUUUCAAUUAAUAGUGCCAAUAAAUAUUUUUUGCUCAAGAAUCUUAUUGAAUCAAGAAAAUUAUCUUUGAGACACAGACAUUUUUCAGGUAGUAAUGAAUUCAGUGGAAUUUUGUAGUAGUUCAGAUGUUCCGUAUAAAUUGUUGCAUGCUUUAAAGUACAGAUAAAAAAUUGAUAUCAAUUUCCAAGGCAUUCAUUCAGUACAGUAAAUGUUAUUGCCAAAUAACAUAAGUAGUUUACUCCUUCAUAAGCAAAUUUAACCUUAAAAAGAGAAAAGCAAAAGGCAGGAAGUUUGGAUAUUGUUCCUUUUAAUAGGGUAGGUCAAAGGAAUAUAGCAUCAAUAGAUCAGAAUUUUUCAUUUCAGGAUGUAUCCAGAAAAUAAGUAGGUCAUCCCUUGGGUCAGUGGGUUUGAAAUUGUUGUCUCAUGCUUAGAAAAAUUGACUUCAAAAUAGAGUGGGUUGUGUUUCAGGAUGAAGACUGGGGAGAUGAUAAGUCAGACUUAGGUGUCUAGGAAAUGGAUUCUCUGGAAUAAAGACUUGGCCAAAAUGUAAUCUGGUGAAAUUACCUUUAGGACUGCUAUCUAUUAUUAUGGGAAGCUGUCCUCAAAAAAGGUAAUUGCUGAUGGUGAUAAAAAUACUGUUGUGUUAAAAAGAGACAGAAAGUGUUAUACGCGGGAAACAGUGGUUCCAUUUGUGAAUCAUCAUUAGGCAACUAUAUAAGUUAAUGUAAGAUGAGACAUUCUCAAGAAAUGUAAGGGAUUCCCUUAUCUCUUAGUUUCAGGAGUAGAAUACACUUUAUCCUGAGUAAGCGUGGAGAACUCUAACCCUCCUUUUCUUUGUUUACAUGUUACAUAUACUCUAUAGUACUGUUUUCCAACUUCAAUUACUUUGAAGUGGUAGAAUAAUAUUCUUUUUCCUUAGUAAACUUUGUUCUUUUAAGUGUAUUUAAAUUGAAGAAAAAGACAAGAGAAAACAUUUAAAUGAGGAAUUACUUAUUGGUCAUCACUUCCUAAUUCCUGAUAAAUAACAUGAAAUCUGAGUGUAUGUCUCAGUUUUAAUUAUUCCAUGUUUGUUAAUAAAUACAUGUAAAAGAGUUCUUCUUCUGUUGGAAAUAACCUUUUCUCAGGAUUGCUUCACUUACAAACAUUGUGGAAAAGAAAAAAAGUACUUAUGUUCUAGAACUUGUGUAAUUUAGGACUGUUGAAGCAAAAGUCAGGAUAUCACAAAUCUGUAAGAUGUCAGAGCUAAAUCCUACUCUUUCAAAAUGAUGGGAUCAUAAGUCUCAUUUUAUUUUUAUGAUUUGGCUUGUAUGUUGUGAAUAAUUCAGUGUCUCUCCUAUGCCAAAACAAAAUCACACACCCAUGUACUCCAGUUUGUUUCUUUGGUAAUUUGUGAAUACAUAUUGACACUGACCUAGAAAUGUUCCUGUUGCUGUUUUAAAUCUCAUGUCAGCGGAGCAAAAAUUGAAGUCUGGUUUGCACAUUUGUGCCUGUUUUUUUGUAACUAUCCAAAGUCUUACAUUAUCCCAGAAAUGCUGUGUUAUGGAUUGAAAUGUGUCCCCCAAAAAUAUAUGUUGUAAAUCCUAACCUCUGUGCCUGUACUUAUAAUCCAUUUGGGAAUGGGUUGUCUUUGCUAUAUUAAUGAGGCAGGAUUAGUAUAAUUUUGAGUCAAUCUCUUUUGAGAUACAAGAGGGAUUAAAUGCAAGCUAGCAAGGGCAGACAGGAAGAGAGAUGCCAAGCACAUUAUAAUUGCCUAGGAGCAGAAGCUCAGAAGAAAUAAGGACCUUCCUCCAGAGCCAACAGAGAGAGAAAGAAAGCCUUCCAGACAGUGCCCUGAAUUCAGACUUCUAGUUGUAAGAAAAUAAAAUUGUUUCUUAAAGACAUCCACUUGUGAUAUUUCUGUUACAGCAGCACUAGAUAACUAAAACAGAAUUUGAUACAAGAGUGAGGUGCUGCUCUAACAGAUACCUAAAAUGUGAAAGCAGUUUUUAAAACUGGGUAAUGGGUAGAGGCUGGAAGAGUUUUAAGGUGUCUAACAGUAAAACCUAGACAGCCUUGAAGAAACAGCUGGUAGAUUACUGAUGUCAAAGGCAAUUCUGAUGAGGGCUCAGAAGGAAGUGAGGAGAGCUAUAGAGAAAGUCGGUAUCAUCUCAGAGAAUAUAUAUGAUGCCAGCAAUGGAACGUUGCUAGAAACAUGGAUGUUAAAGUUUUUCUGCUGAGGCUUUAAGAGAAAAUGAUGAACAUGAUUGGACAAUGGAGGAAAGGCAAAGCUUUUUAUUCAGUGGAAAAGAACUUGUCUGAAUUAUGUUCAAAUGUUUGGUGAAAGGUAGAACUUGUAAGUGAUGAACUUGAAAAUACCUGGCUAAUGAGAUUUCUAAGCAAGAUUUUAAAGGGGCCACAUGGUUUCUCCUUGCCUCUUACAGUAAAAUGUGAGGGGAAAGAGACAGACUUUAAAAUGAGUUGCACAAAAUGAAAGCAGAACCUAAAGAUUUGGAAACUUCUGGACACACAUAUCCUAGAAUGUUCACCAAGAAAGUGGGCUACACAAUCUUUUGUUAAGGAAGUUAAGCCUGUACCUAGUAGAUCUAGCCAACUACCACAACAGAAUACCCAUCAGCUUAAUCUGAAGGAAACAGAGAAAGAACAAAAGGAAAGAACACUGCCUCUUGGAAAUUUAUAGUCAUGAAAUAGGCCAAAGGAACUACAUCUAUUCUCCUCCAGGAAAAGAAAAUGACCAUCCCUGGAGCAGCACAGAGAUCAGCAGAACUGUUGGAAGAAUCACGGAAAGCAGGGCCUUCCUAGUUUCAAAGGGUGGGGUCACGGUCUCGUGGGUCUCAAAGCAUGGUACCACAGCUUUCUAGGUUUCAAAGAGUAGAAUCUUUCCCAACUGGGUUCUGGAGUGUACGGCUGCCCUUUAGAUGUGCCAGAGAGAUGGGGACACCACCCAAAGCUGAGGUGGGGCUGCUAUGCCCACAGGGCAGAAGAACAGAGCUAGCCAGGGCCAACGGUGUAAAGCACCACUCAAAUGGACUAGGAGAUGGGGCUACCAGUAGCUGAGGGAGCAGAGUUGCAGUUGUAGAGGGCCUGGAAGAGGGAGCUGAAGCCAAGGGCCCUUCACUAGAAUCCAGAGGAUGUGGCCAACAUCCAGAGUCUGGAGCGCAGGGCCACUGCCCAGAUGGUCUCAGAGAACAGAGGGUUAUUUUCAAACCUUGAGAACUAAUGUAAAUUUGGACUUGCUUGGUGCCUGUUAUCCCUUCUUUCACUCCAAUUUCUCCCAUUUGUAGUGGAAAUUUCUACCUGGGGCCUAUUUCACGAUUGUACUUUGGAAAGAUAACUUGUAAUCUAUAUUUCAUAAGUUCACAGAUGAAGAGGAAUUUUGCCUCAGGAUGGAAUACAUCUAAAGUCUCGCCAGUAUUUGAUUUAGAUGAUUCAGAAGAUGAGAUUUUGGACUUGGAGUUGAUUUAAAACUUUUGGGAUAAUGUGAUUGUGUGAAUGUGUUUUGCAUGUGGCAAUGGCAUGAAUUUUGGGGGAGCCAAAGGGGAAAAUGUUACAGACUGAAUUGUGUUCCCCAAAAAUAUGUGUUGUAAAUCCUAAUUUUUAUGCCUGUGCUUAUAAUCCCAUUUGAGAAUUUCUUGUGUUAAUGAGGCAGGAUUAGUGUAGACCGUAUCUUGAGUCAAUCUCAUUUGAGAUAUAAAAGAGAUUAAGGUGCGAGAUAGCAGGGGAGUUGGGGAAAGACAGAUGCCAAGCAUAUGAAGACUGCCCAGGUGCAGAAACUCAAGAGACAAGGACCCUCAUCCAGAGCCAACAGAGAGAAGGCCUUCCCCUAGAGUUGGCGCCCUGAAUUUAGACUUCUAGCCUCCUAAACUGUGAGAAAAUAAAUUUGUUUUUUGUAAGUCCAUCAGUUGUUGUAUUUUUGUUAUAGCAGCACUAGGUAACUAAGGCAUGUUGAUUGGGAAGUUAUAAGGAAGUAUUGUGCCCAAGAUUAAUUCUAAUAGUUCUGAGGAGAGAAAAAGUAGUUGCUCCAAAAUGUUUCUCAUCUUUUUCUGUAGCUCAAAAAGUUAAACUCAAUUUAAUUCAACUUUAUACCAUACCAGUAAUAGCCUUAGUUCUGAGCCCAAAUGAAAGUUGCAAAGUAAAAAUGACUGUUAUAGUGAUCAAAACCUGCCAACAAAAAAAAAGGCCAAGACCACAUGGCUUUACUGGGAAAUUCUAACAAAAUUUUGAGAUUAGACAAUACCACUGUUUAAACUCUUCCAAAAGAUAGAGAAGGAAGGAAUACUCCCUAAUUCGUUCUAUGAAGUAAACAUAACUGAUGCCAAAACCAAAGACACCACAAGAAAAGAAAACUAUAGACAAAUAUCUCUUAUGAAUACAAUAUAGAUGCAAAAAUCCUCAACAAAAUACUAGCAAACAGAAUCCAACAGCAUUAAAAGAGUCAUACACCAUGACCAAGUGGGAUUCAUUCCAAGAAUGCAAGGAUGGUUCGACUUUAGAAAAUCCAUCGGUGCAUCAAUAGAACAAGUAAAAGAACCACAUGAUUCUCUCUAUGGAUGCAAAAAAAAAAAAAGCAUUUGAUAAAAUCCAACA